AUGGCUCCUAAACAGAGGUUGCCUGCUAAAAGCUCUGUACGUGAUCAGUCAGCUAAGCUGAUUGAUACAAACUCGGUAAUUGAUCCGGCCAUGGACAAGUAUUACCAGCUGACGAGCGUCGUGCUCACUUUCCUGGCCCUGGCCACAAGAUUCUAUUUCAUCUGGUACCCCGACGAAGUGGUGUUUGACGAGGUUCAUUUCGGAAAAUUUGCAUCUUACUACCUAGAGCGGACCUACUUCUUUGAUCUACACCCGCCCUUUGCCAAACUAUUGAUUGCCUUUGUGGGAUACCUUGUUGGAUUCAAUGGAAAGUUCAAAUUUGAUAAUAUUGGGGACAGCUACAUCACUAAUUCUGUCCCAUAUAUUCCAUUGAGGGCAUUGUCUGCGACCCUCGGAGCACUCACAGUUCCUCUGAUCUUCAACACCAUGAAGGAAUGCGGUUACUCGAUUCCAACGUGUACUUUCGCGGCGCUCCUCGUGCUUUUUGACAAUGCCCACGUCGCAGAAACCAGAUUGAUCCUGUUGGACGCAACACUGAUUGUCUCUGUUGCUGCCUCAGUCUACUGCUAUGUCAAGUUUGUGAAGCAAAGAAACCAGCCAUUUUCUCGUAAUUGGUACAAAUGGCUUUUCCUCACUGGGUUUUCUCUUUCCUGUGUCAUUUCCACCAAAUAUGUUGGUGUCUUCACUUUUGCAUGCAUUGGAGUGGCUGUCAUUUGGGACCUGUGGGAACUUUUGGACAUCAAGAAAGGCCUCACAAUUAGAAUAUUUGCUAGGCAUGUUGUUCACAGAGCCAUUGGGUUAAUUGUAUUCCCUUUCAUGAUCUACCUUGGCUGGUUCUAUAUCCAUUUUGCGAUUCUCACAAAGUCUGGACCGGGCGAUGCCUUCAUGUCUUCUGAUUUCCAGGAGACUCUUGGAGACUCUCCACUUGCUCGAGAGGCCAAAGAGGUUCAAUACCACGACAUCAUUACCAUCAAACACAGAGAUACUGAAUGCCUACUCCAUUCUCAUACUUUCCAUUAUCCGUUAAGGUAUGACGACGGAAGAAUUUCUUCGCAAGGUCAGCAAGUCACCUGUGUUAAAGAUUUUGAAGACGAAAACAAUUACUGGCAAAUCCUUCCUGCUCUUCCGUAUCCAGAUGGCCAACUUCAAGGCCAAACUGUCAAGCAAGGAGACACAAUCAGACUGAAACACGUUGCUACUGAUGGCUACCUGCUGACUCACGACGUCGCUUCUCCAUUGUAUCCUACUAACGAGGAAUUUACCGUCAUCAACAUUGAAGAAGGAGAAACCACCAGAUUUAAUGACACAUUAUUCAGACUUGAUCCAUUCGACAAGAGAAAAAGUGAUGUCCUCAAGACUAAAGCUUCGGUUGUCAAAUUCUUCCAUGUUCCUACCAUCGUGACCAUGUGGACUCACGACGAUCAGCUCCUGCCAGAAUGGGGUUUCAACCAGCAAGAGGUCAACGGUAACAAGAAAGUGGGCGAUGCAGACAACUACUGGACAAUCGACACUAUUAUCGGUCUCUCCGAUAAGCGCGCGGAAUACGUUCCUAAGGAAGUCAAGCAGUUGCCAUUCAUGACGAAGUGGUACGAGCUGCAAAUGACCAUGUUUGAACAGAACAACAAGUUGAGCUCCUCACAUCCAUUUGCUUCCCUCCCUGAAUCCUGGCCGCUUUCGUUAUCUGGCGUGUCCUUUUGGACCAAGGCGGAAACCAGGGAACAAAUCUAUUUCAUUGGAAACUUAUUUGGAUGGUGGCUCGAAGUGGGUCUUCUAAUGACCUACUUAGGAAUCUUGUUGGCCGAUCAGGUCACCAGAAGAAGAGAAAUCUAUGUUCUGAACAACAAGUCCAGAGCUCGAUUGUACAAAAGCAUCGGAUUCUUCUUUUGUGGCUGGGCCACCCACUACUUCCCAUUCUUCCUCAUGAAUAGACAGCGUUUCCUUCACCAUUACCUUCCUGCUCAUUUAUUGGCAGCCAUGUUCUCGGCUGCCCUGCUGGAGUUUUUAUUCACUGAUAACAGAACUGAGGAAUUUAGAGAUCCUAAAGACACUACCAAGGCUGGCAGCAUAUACUGGAUUCCAUACAUUUCAGUACUUGUGCUACUCACUGCUGCCUUGGUGAGUAUGUUCAUUUACCUAGCUCCUCUUACUUACGGAAAUGUGUCCCUGUCUGUUCCAGAAGUUUUGCAAAGACAAUUCUUCGAUAUCAAAUUGCAUUUCGCUAAAUAA
Molecule: messenger RNA, 2226 nt
Organism: Ogataea parapolymorpha DL-1
Lineage: Eukaryota; Fungi; Ascomycota; Pichiomycetes; Pichiales; Pichiaceae
Product: Dolichyl-phosphate-mannose--protein mannosyltransferase 4
Exons: 1
Coding region: 1-2226 (741 amino acids)
Biological process (GO): protein O-linked glycosylation via mannose
Cellular component (GO): endoplasmic reticulum; membrane
Molecular function (GO): dolichyl-phosphate-mannose-protein mannosyltransferase activity
Source: RefSeq, a predicted model, not a curated record